Rhodotorula toruloides NP11 is the source of this 2244-nucleotide messenger RNA. RefSeq names its product protein disulfide-isomerase. Bases 1 to 2244 code for a protein of 747 amino acids. The record is from RefSeq and is a predicted model, not a curated record. The transcript has 10 exons. Gene Ontology annotation, cellular component: endoplasmic reticulum. Gene Ontology annotation, molecular function: protein disulfide isomerase activity. Lineage: Eukaryota; Fungi; Basidiomycota; Microbotryomycetes; Sporidiobolales; Sporidiobolaceae.
AUGCGGCAGUGGACGACCCUCCUGGCGCUCGCCACCUCCGCCCUGCUUUCAUCAGCUGCCCCGAUCUCGACUGUGGGAGACUCGCUCACGGAGGAGACGUGGGACACGAACGUCGGCAAGGGCACUUGGCUCGUUGAGCAUUACUCCCCCUACUGCUCGCACUGCAAGGCAUUCGCGCCGAAAUGGCAGGAGCUCGUCGACACCUUCGGAGACGCCGCCGCCUCGCACGACUUCCACUUCGCCCAAGUCGACUGCGCCGCUAACGGCGACCUCUGCCACUCGCACGACGUCAAGUAUUACCCGUCGAUCUACCUGUACGAAGGCGGAACGUUCAAGCAGGAAUACGAGGGUCGGCGGACGCUGGAAGAGCUAGCCAAGUUCGUCGAGGAGCAUUACCCGGUCAAGGCGGAGAAGCUGGCGAAAGAGAAGGAGGAGCAGGAGCAGAGUGCGAAAGAAGGAACGGUCGAGGAGAAGUGGGACAAGGAGGAGGCGGAACUCGAUGCGCAGGUCGGAAUGGGCGAGCGGAAGAAGCCUUUGUCGGGCGAGCGGCGAGUCGCGGGCGCAGGAAAGGCGCGUCUGCCGACUGAGGAAGAGGAACAGAAGGCUGGCGGUCGGCCACCUCUCCCCGUGAUGCGGAUUGCUGGCGAUACAAAGGAGCAGGAGGAGGCCGAGGACUUGACGACGCAGGCUGAAGACCUCAAGCCUUUGCUCGAGGAGGCCGAGGCAGACGAGGCUGAGUACCGACCACCUCUGCUCGUCACCUCCGACGAUCCCGCCGACGCCGUCCCGACCCCUACCACCUCGACCCAAACUCCGCCCGCCUCGACCACGACAGCCGCCAAGUUCUCUCCUCCCGCCUUCGUUGCUCAGCGUCCCGCCUCGCCCGAGUCCAAGCGGAGCUACGACUGGCCGGCGAUCGACGGCACGGUUCUUACGCUCAAGGCGGACGAGGUCGGCUUCCUGAAGGAGCCUGACGCGCCGCCCGCUUUCGUCAAGUUCUACGCGCCGUGGUGCAGUCACUGCAAGCAGAUUGCGCCGAAGUGGAAAGACCUCGCCGCCGCCGUCGCACCCUCAGGUAUCCGCAUCUACGAGAUGGACUGCGACGCAAACGAGAACAAGAAGGCGUGCCGGAAGGAGGGCGUCAAGGCAUACCCGACUCUGCAAUUCUACAACAAAGGUGCUUCGGUCGAGUACAUGGGCAAGCGUUCCGUCGACGCCUUCCGCGACUUUGCGCUCAAGGCGAUGUCUGCGACGAGCAUCAAGCCUAUCGCGAACGAGUACGAGCUGCGGCGUGCUGCGAAGGAGGACGAAGUUUUCGUGCUGUUCUUGCACGCCUCCGACACGAAGAAGGAUGACAUGGACGUCGCGCUCGGUGCCGCCAAGUCACUCAUGGGCACUUCGCCUGUCUACAGCUCGACAUCGCCCGACCUCUUCUCCCUCUACUCCGUCCCGCACGACCAGCCGACCUUCAUCUCCUUCAAGGACCACUCGACCGAACCCUACGACACCUUCUCGCUUCCUCUCUCGACUCCAUCGCGCCCCCUACCCAUCCGCAAGCGCCUCGACAUGACGCGCUUCUGGCUUCGAGCGGCCAAACUUCCGACCGUCUCGGAGCUCAACGCCGCGACAUUCAAUGACCUCCUCCCAACCGAUGGCAACCCACCGCUCGUCGCGCUCGCCGUUCUCAGCAAGAAAGGCCUCGGCGACGAUUUUGACGCGACACUCCGGUCAUUCGAGCGAGUCGCGAAAGGCUGGGCGGAACGUAGGCGGAGUUUGUCGGCGGAAAAGAAAGGGAGGGAUGUCUUGUGGGCUUGGGUGGAUGGGGACAAGUGGGCUGGAUGGGUGAGGAGCAUGUAUGAUGUCAAGAUGGGUGCGAAGGAUGGACCGAGGCUAGUCGUGACCGAUCCCAAGGCGCUCAACUACUGGUCGACUACGCUCGCCGGCGAGCCGCUCGGCGUCGAUAGCUCGGCGGUGUACGAGCUGAUCGAGCGCGGCAUCUACACGGGUCGCGCCAAGGCAAACUCGUCUCGCCAGUUCCUCGAGCGCUUCGCUUUCUCGACCGUCGACCGUUUCACCUCGUUCUACAACUGGUCGACUUCGCAUCCUCUUCUCGCCCUCCUCGCCGUCGCCGCAUCAUUUGUCGUCAUCUGGCAGCUGCUCAAGAAGGCGAUCACGCCGCCGCCCGUCCCUUCGGUCCCAGGACCCGCGAGGGGAUGGAGCGCGAACGGGCCGAAGAGGGAGUGA